CGCUUUCUUCUUACUAAUUUUGAUUCUGUUUUCUUGCCAAUACAACUGAAACAAUAUUCCAAUCAAGUAACACAUUUUUUGAAGGUCAUUGAUUUGACCUGCGGAAGGCUAAGAUCACACGGCGUUUUGGUACCAAAUCCUGAACCUAAAAAUGGUGGUUUCGUCCCCUACCACCGUAUACAUUUCCAUGUCCGUGCCACCCACGUCUUAGGAUGAUAGUGAAAGUGAAGCCUUUGAUUUGUUAGCAUACAUUUUUCCAAUAUACGUAUAUAAAAGACAUGGCAUCAAGUCGCCUAGCAAUCAAUGCCAAUAAUAACUCGUCCACCAAACUUUCUUACCAGUAGUGCAACCGUGCCCAACUCGUACGAUGGAUGAUGAAGGUAAACAAGGGUUCCGAUUGAACCCAAUUCUCGUCGGCCUUCUUGGGGUCAUUGCCGGAGCGAUCAUGGUUGCUACUUAUCAUUUAGUUUCCUUCGUUUGUAAGUGCUGUCGCAGGCAGGUGGUAGUCACAGCCAAUACAAGCCAAAAUGUUCAACAUAAUCAGCAGGAAAGGGCUAGUGACAGAAUCAGAAGCCCUUCCACGCCGAGGUUAAUUCCAAUAUUUAGAUACAGCAAGGAUUGCAAUGAGGAAACUUGUGCCGUUUGCUUGAGUGAUUUCAAGGAAGGGGAGCAAAUUCGGGUAUUGCCAGACUGCUUGCACUUUUUUCAUGUGGCAUGCAUCGAUGCGUGGCUAAAUUUGCACUCCAAUUGCCCGCUCUGUCGUGCCGAUACUUCAUCUCCGGAGCAAGUGGCCGUGCCUGUGCCGGAUUCUGGCAGACCACAACCUCUGGAGCUUAACCGGUUGCCGGAUUUUGGGGUGUAACUUUCAAAUGAUGAGAGGGAUGGUGGCUUUACUGUGAAGCCAGCUAGCUAGCUAGCUAGCUUAGCUACCCUUCAUUAAUGAUUGUUUAUUUUGCUUGGAACUGACUCAAAGCGUCAGAAAAAAAAUGCCUAGCGAAUGAGAAACAAAUUACAUGUAUACAUUUCGUUAAUUUCAAAAAGAGAUGUAAAUAGCAUCAUU
Theobroma umbraticum is the source of this 1060-nucleotide messenger RNA. Its product is annotated as RING-H2 finger protein ATL52-like. Gene Ontology annotation, biological process: protein ubiquitination. The record is from RefSeq and is a predicted model, not a curated record. Gene Ontology annotation, molecular function: transferase activity. Lineage: Eukaryota; Viridiplantae; Streptophyta; Magnoliopsida; Malvales; Malvaceae.